Polistes dominula (European paper wasp) is the source of this 3927-nucleotide messenger RNA. It is a transcript of the gene wwk, whose product is annotated as anoctamin 8 white walker. Gene Ontology annotation, molecular function: chloride channel activity. Gene Ontology annotation, biological process: chloride transmembrane transport. The record is from RefSeq and is a predicted model, not a curated record. Gene Ontology annotation, cellular component: plasma membrane. Lineage: Eukaryota; Metazoa; Arthropoda; Insecta; Hymenoptera; Vespidae.
GUCGACAUCGACGGUAGCGACUGGAAAACAAGGAAGGGAAAGAGAAAGAGAGAGAGUGAGAGUGAGAAAGAGAGAGAAACUAUGUUGGGUAGGGUAAAGGUAAAGUCGGUGGGGUAUCAGUCCAGUUCAGGCGCAGGAGUUCUCGGUUAAGGACGACAGUCCUGCCCAAUCGGGACAUUAUGCCAGGCGGCGAGGGGUCCCCGAUAAAACUCCUCGACCACCACGGAACGUCGACAACCCCUAGCGGUACAACGUCGGCUCAGUGUCCGAAGAGCGAUGACGAGGCUGAAAUCACUAGUGGAAACGCGACUAUUACCGAAAAGGACGCGAGUUCAUCAACGAUGACGACUGUCCCGGCCGGUGAGGGACUUAGACGGAGGAAGGUCAUACACGCGGCUAAAGAAACAUUAGACAAGGCAUCACGUUUAUUGAGACGUAAGAUACCAUGUACUGGCCACUUGAUGACCCCCCGCCGCCUUUGGAUACAAAAAGUACCAACUCAGAAAUGUGACGUCGUGAUGAUGUUUCCAAACGGUGCAAGCGACGAAACUUUAAUGUGGCUUUUAGGUCGACUUCGGGCUGGAACCCCUGGCCUAGUGGUUCACGUCAGGCAUCAUGCCUCCUCAGAUAGUUACGGAUUUUACUUAACGGCACCUUUUAGCGUUUUGUUGAAAGCAGCAGAGGAAGUACACUUGCCAAAGGCUCUACGCCAAGAAUAUGGCGGAGGAUUGAAGGAAUUCGUAGGUUCGGAAGCGAGCUGCUUCGAAGGAAGCGACGACGAAGCUCAUUUUUUUACUACUCAAGAAAGACAGUCUCUGGUAUUACACUUACUUCAUACGUUAAGAGCAGGUCCUCAGGAUCUUCACAGUUUAUCAGGAUUAAAAUUAGUGGAAGGACAAGCCAUAAUUCCAAAAUGUAUCUCGGCAAGCAUUAUCUCACAGGUCUUCCCAUUACAUGAACUACCGGCACUAGAACAAUUACGAAAGACGUGGGUUCGUGCAUUUUUUAGUCCCCAACCAUUGGACGAAAUCUGUAAAUAUUUUGGAGUGAAAAUCAGCAUGUACUUCGCAUGGCUCGGACACUAUACCACCGCUUUGAUCGUUCCCGCUGCUGUGGGUGUCAUAUACUGGGUCGGCAUCAUCGGUAGGAACCAAGCGGUGGAGGACGUGGCAUACGUGCUUUUCUCAGUCUUCAAUGUAAUUUGGGCGACAGUUUACCUGGAAACUUGGAAACGAAGAGGAGCUGAAUUGGCCUACAGAUGGGGUACAUUAGAUCAAAGAGAUGACUUAUUAGUCGAACCUAGACCUCUCUUUACGGGGACUUUAGAAAUAUCACCUGUCACGGGAAGACUGGAACCAACUUAUCCCAGAUGGCGAAGAAAUGUUUUCCGAUAUUUUGUCAGCGUACCUAUCAUCGCCGUUUGUCUAUUUUUCGUCUUCGUCGUUAUGAUCCUGAGCUUCCAAAUACAGGAUUGGUGGGAUGCACGUCUUGAAGCCGGAGGUUACGGAUUUUGGCUGAGUUACGUGCCAAAAGUAUUACUGGCCGUUGUAAUAGCCUUAAUGGAUGAAGCAUACUUCAAAGUUGCAGUCUGGUUGAAUGAUUUGGAAAACUAUCGACUAGACACCGAGUACGAGAAUCAUCUGAUCUACAAGGUGGCACUGUUUCAGUUCGUAAACUCCUUCCUAUCGUUAUUUUACAUCGCCUUCUAUCUUCAAGACCAAGAAAGACUCAAGGAGCAACUGGCCGCUUUACUAAUAGCUCGGCAAGUGAUUGGAAAUCUUAAAGAAUCCGCAAUACCAUAUCUGAUAGAGCAACUACGGCUAGCGCAAUUGAGUUUCGAGCUAUUCGGGGCUCUGAGUCCAAGCGAAGCAAGAUUACCACCUGGUAAGGACGAGGAGGACGAAAAAAUAAAGAAUUCCGAUGAGAAAGAUGAACGAGCAGAAAGUGGAAAGACGAAACAACCGAGGAACGUUAGCCAAGCUGAGUUGGAGAGUUCUCUCUACAGAGUAGGACACACCACUAAUUCUCUUCUUAGUGACGUUACUUUGAAGUACGAUCGAGCAUUCUCUGAACAUUUGGAAAUGCUCUCACAAUUAGGAUACGUAUGUCUCUUCUCGUCAGCGUUUCCUUUAGCUGCCGUAGCCGCAUUACUUGGUAACCUGAUCGAAUUACGUGGAGACGCAUUUAAGUUGUGUUACGUGCUUCAACGACCUUUCGGGCGUAGGGUAUCUAAUAUCGGCACUUGGCAGAACGCUAUGGAAGCUAUGGGAUUUGUCGCAAUUUUAGUUAAUUGCGCGUUAAUCGGUAGAAGUGGACAAGUACAACGUAUGUUUCCAGAGAUGUCAGCGACCCAAACAAUUUUGCUAAUAGUUGCUUUGGAACACAUUAUGUUGGCAAUCAGAUUUAUCAUCACCUGUGCGAUACCGGAUAUACCACAUUGGGUUGCUACGGAAAUGGCUAAAGUUGAAUUCUUAAGAAGAGAGGCAGUGAGAAGAUUGUCAUCCACACCAUCACCUGAACAACAACCAUCUACUAUUAUAGGGAGAUUCGUGGUGAGUCCAGCAGACGGAGAAAGCGAAGAGCAAAACCUGUUGGACGAACCUACCGGAGAGACCUCUGUGCCCAGCCAACCAGAUACACCUACUUUAGCAUCAACGACCCAAACACCAAGCAGACCAUCUACUCCAAGUGCCGCAUCCAUACCGAGGAUUGCAGAGACACCAUCGCUUACAGCCGAAACACCCGGUAGUAUUGGAAGUAGCAGCGAGAUCAGCAAUUCUUUCCUUUCGGAAAAUAAUAUUGGCAGUACUCGAGAUAUUCACAAUACACCUAGAUGCUCAAUACCUGGAGGAGAGAGAGGUCGAAGAUCAAGGGAGUGGUUAAACAACGAACCAGAAUCAUCGAACACAGGAGAUCACUACAGUCAUCAUUUAACAAUCGGUCCUCACGGAGGUGUCGAUUGGGUACGCAAACUAGGCUUGGAACCAGGUGGACGAAAAUCGAGCGAUUCUGAAAUAAGUGGGGUUGGCUCUGUGGCCGGAACUGCUGACGAAUUGACACUCCAUAGAUCAACCGAUUGUAUCGUUUCAAAGGAUUUAGCUUCUUCCUCAGAUAGUGAUCUAUUAAAGUCUGCACCACCGUGGGUGAUAACUCACAGAAAUCCAAAGUUCCGUUUCUCGCCAGAGAAAGAGAAAGAACGAGAAAAGAUUGAGAAACAGCAAUAUUAUCAGCAUCAUCAGCAAAGAGAAGCAGCGCACGAACAUCGUGAUCGACAAGCGUACGUUCCCGAAAAAGAAAAGGAUUUGGGUGUUGGCGGUUUGUCAGAUUCGAGCAAGACCAUUUCCAGCCAAGAGGAAGAAAAACCAAAUAGGGAGGAUCGAGAAGCAAAGAAAACGAGAGUAAAACAGAGUCUCAUGAAGAGGGCACGCUCGGUCGCAAUUUUCUCUUUGAAAUUAAAGGAACGAAGAGCAAGAGAGGCUGAACUUAAAGCUAAAGAAGCAGAAAGGGAAGCUAGAUGGCAACAACCUCAGUCAUGCGUCGGUGGUGAACUGUCUUGCAUUCCUAUAGAGAAGCUUAUAUCUGUGGACGACAUCGCGGCCAUGGAGAUACGCAGAAUGAAUCAUUAAAGAACACGCUUCGAAAACUUCGAAUUUUGUUUUACCGCUAAUAAGUAGAAUUAUUCGUGUACGCGAUCGCGAUACAUAAGAGAAAAAAUAAAAAAGGAAAAAUAACAAAGAAAGAGAGAGAGGCAGAGGGAGGGAGAGACAGAGAGAGAGAGAUUAAGCACGUUUCUGUGUUGUUGUACAAAUAGUCCGAGAUCCGGCUGCAAGAUUAGUGUACCGAUCGAAUUUUUGCUAAAAACCUAAUUUUUACGUAUAUUUAUGAUUAAGAGAAUAUAUAUCUACCAGAUUUUCUAUCAAAAUGUGG